This is a messenger RNA of Aspergillus calidoustus, 882 nucleotides long. The record is from the annotation of a GenBank genome assembly. NCBI's taxonomy places the organism in Eukaryota, Fungi, Ascomycota, Eurotiomycetes, Eurotiales, Aspergillaceae.
AUGGCCGUAGAUCCCCGCGCCCUCAUUCAAAAGGCCGAAAAAGCGCUCCAAGGAGCCUCGAGCGGCUUCAGUCUCUUUGGUGGUCGUACAGAGAAAUACGAGAAUGCCGCAGACCUCUUCACACAAGCCGCGAAUGCGUUCCGGGUCCAGAAGCUGAACAAAGAAGCCGGCCAAGCCUUUGAACGCGCCGCCGCCAUCCAAACAACGAACCUCAACGAGCCCGACGACGCCGCAAACACCCUCAACGAGGCCUUCAAGGUCUACCGCAAGUCCGACCCAGAGGAUGCCGUGCGGGUCCUCGCUUCUGCGAUUCAGCACUACGUGCUAAAGGGGAACCUGCGCCGCGCCGCGACACAGCAGCAGUACCUGGCCGAAGUGUACGAGAUUGAGCUCGGGGAUACGAAGAAGGCGCUAGAGGCGUAUGAGAAAACGGCGGAGUGGUUCGAGUCGGAUAAUGCGGAGGCUCUAGCGAACAAGCACUUCCUCAAGGCGGCCGACCUUGCUGCCAUCGAGGGCGACUAUUACAAGGCCAUCGAGCACUAUGAGCGCAUUUCCCGCACAUCGAUCAAUAACGGGUUGAUGAAGUGGUCCGUCAAGGAGUAUCUCUUGAAAGCCGGAAUUUGCCACCUGGCUACAAUGGACAUGGUCUCCGCCAACCGCGCCCUCGAAAGCUACCGCGAGAUCGACAACACAUUCGCCUCGACGCGAGAACACCAGCUGCUCGUCGACCUGGUGCAGACGAUUGAGGAGCGUGACCAGGAAGGGUUCGCCGAUAAGCUGUUCCAGUAUGAUCAGCUGAGCAAGCUGGAUAAGUGGAAGACGACUCUGUUGCUGAAGAUUAAGAAUGGGAUUGAGGGGCCGGAGGAGGAUGAUUUUGCUUAG